Molecule: messenger RNA, 1011 nt
Organism: Funneliformis geosporum
Lineage: Eukaryota; Fungi; Glomeromycota; Glomeromycetes; Glomerales; Glomeraceae
Source: the annotation of a GenBank genome assembly
AUGUUCGCUACAGAAUACGAAACUACUUCUUCUUCCUCUUUAAGUUCUCGUCGAAGUUCCACAACUACCUUGUCAGAUGCAUGUUUGUCAGAUGAGUUGGCGCUUAUAGAAUGUAUCGAAAUCAUCGAAGCUAAUGUUGAAGAUCCUAUUAUUAACAAGGCUAACGAAAAAGAGAAAAAAUGGUGGAUCGACGGAAAUUACAAAACUAUUGACGGAAAAAAACUCCCCCUGAUCCUUAUGGAAGAUGUAAGUUAUGAUGAGUUUGAAAAAAAAUGUGAGAGAGCGAACGCAUCGAAGUUCUGGGAGUAUCGAGAUGGGACAGUAAUAAUAAUCGAGCUACCAAUGAGGGAUCAUGAGGUUGCACAUGGAGAAUUCGCUGAUCAAUUUAAAGAAGCUUUUUAUAAUCUUCCUCGUCAAGAUCGAGUUAGAAAUAUUGGAACAACAACUUGUUAUGCUUCAGGACGCAAAGGACGCAAAGGAAGUAAGAAACAGUCGGAUGUUUCUUUUGUACCAAAAGGUCUGCCUAAUCCGGCUCAAUAUCCAAGUGAUCCAGAGGGCAAUCCCUGGCCAACUAUUAUUUGUGAGACUGCCAAUACCCAAAGUCUUCAAAGUAUUAUCCAAAAAACCACCCAAUUUUGGUUGGCCCCACAUCGGGUAGAAGACGUUAUUGUAUUAAAAUUGUGGCCUUGGAACUCAAUAAGUGAUCAAAAUAAAUCACCCUUACGCAGGCUUACAUGUUAUAGAUUCUGUCGUCGAACAAGCCCUAGGGAUGCACGUGGGAAUUUUCAACCAGUUCAUGCGAUUGAAUUCGGAACAAUUGAUUCAAAAAAUCAACCAUUUAAUGGAUGUUCUGCUCUGGGAAGGCGCACGUUGAGUAUUUCACCAGAUUGCAUUUAUAAGGGUUGUGAUCGUCAAAAUCCACCACUCUCGCCAUUCCCCCUUGCAAACGAUGUAGUUAUUGAUUUAUUUUAUAUUCAGCAGGAAAUAUUUGCAGUUAUGAAAAAAAGUUAG